Messenger RNA from Penicillium cosmopolitanum, 300 nucleotides. RefSeq lists its product as uncharacterized. The transcript has 3 exons. The record is from RefSeq and is a predicted model, not a curated record. Lineage: Eukaryota; Fungi; Ascomycota; Eurotiomycetes; Eurotiales; Aspergillaceae. The coding region runs from base 1 to 300 and encodes 99 amino acids.
AUGGCCGGCCCCAGCAAGUCUCUGGUCCUUGACCCGGCGCUCCAGAAAUACUACGAGCUCAACGCCAACCGCUACAAGUACUUCAAGUGGACCCCGCGUCACGCCUGGACCUCCAUCAUCUAUGCCAUCGCCAUCCCUGCUACGCUGACUCUCGUCGCCUACAAGACCGAGGUAGGUAGACCCGACCUCCCCACUCGGGGCAAGGGAAGAGACCAAUUUGCGGGGAACUUCGCUAACAGUUCGCAGGGCCUGUUCGAACUCCGUGGCAAGCGCAAGGGAGACACCAUGGUCGAGUGGUAG